AUGAGGCAGAUGCCCCCGGUGCUCUUCCUCACCUUGACUCUGCUGGAUUUCAAUGCUGGCCACAUCCUGCCAGGAACAGCAGAGGGUGGGAGCAGGGUGCAGCAGGUGUGGGCCACGGCGGGGAGUUCAGCCGUGCUGCCUUGCCUCCUGAGCCCCGGGAAGAUCAGGAGGAGCUGGAAGCAGCUGCCUGACAAGACAUCCGUGCUGUGGAAGCGGCGUGGGAAGAGCGCCCACCAGGAGCCACACCUGGUGCUGGAGGUGGGGUACUCCGGCCUUCAGAAGACAGCGCUGCCCAUGAGGCCCCGGGUGUCGGUCCAGGCAUCCGCCCUUCGCAACGGGAACUUCUCCCUGCGGAUCGACCCGGUGCGGAGUGAGGACGCGGGGCUGUACGAGGCGCGGGUGGCACACAGCGUGGGGGCCCAGAGCUGCCAGGUGGAGCUGGGGGUGGUGACAGUGACCCUCAGCCCAUCCAGCCCCGUGGUUGAGAACGAGCCGCUGCUGCUGAGCUGCAACUCCAGCCACCGGGCUGGCCUCCUGGCCACGCGCUGGUUCCACGACGGGCACCCGGUCCCCACCUCGGGGACCUUCUUCUCCUCGCACGGGGCUCUCUCCAUCCCCCGGGCAGCCACCGGUGACGCCGGCUCCUGGCGCUGCGAGCUCAGAUACGCUGAUCAUCUGGUCGUCUCUGCCACGUACAACCUGCAGGUUCUAGGUUUUGAUGGCCCAGCCAGCCCUGUGGUCUAUGCUGCGGCUGGCUCUGCAGCUGAUCUGCCCUGCACCCUCAGCUACCUUCCCAGUGCCCUUGGGAUCAAGGCGGUGACAGCCCAGUGGAGCCGCCUCACAGGAGAACACUUGCAAGACUGGGACAGCCCCCAGAACUCAAGUGGCAGAAGCUUCCCCCUUCGCCUGCACACGGUGGGGCCGGGUGAUGCAGGGCAGUACCGCUGUGCCAUCUCAGUUGGCAGCAAGACCAUCAAGAGGGACCUGACCUUGGCAGUGAUCACAGUCACCCCCAGCAUCCCAGGACCAGUUUCUGAGGGGUCUCGCUUGCUGCUCAUCUGCAGCCUCACACACCCCUGGGGACAUGAGCGGUUCCAGUGGAAGCACCUCGACUCAGCCCCCACUAGGAGCAAGCUGGCUGUGGCCACCUCCCGCAACCUGGAGAGCCCCACCUUGGAAAUACCGCAGGUGUCGGGAAAAGACACAGGCAGGUGGGAGUGCAGCGUGCGUGGCCCAGCAGGCAGCCUGGGAGCAGCAGAGUACAGGCUGCAGAUCACAGGUGCCCAGGUCUCCAGCCCUCCUGCUAUCUUCAGUGGGCAGGUUACUUUUGGGCUCACGCUCGUUCUCUUCCUCCUGCUUGCAGUCUGUGUUCUAGCUCUGGCCCUACAAAAAAGGGCACGGCCUCCUGCCUUUCCAGCCCUGGAAGGGAUGGUUGCAUUAACUGUGCCAAAGAAGAAGGAGAUGGAGGAGAACCAGAAAGAGAAGAUCCAGCAAGAUGAAUGCUGA
Chaetura pelagica (chimney swift) is the source of this 1506-nucleotide messenger RNA. It is a transcript of the gene LAG3, whose product is annotated as lymphocyte-activation gene 3. Bases 1 to 1506 code for a protein of 501 amino acids. Gene Ontology annotation, biological process: interleukin-15-mediated signaling pathway; positive regulation of ERK1 and ERK2 cascade; T cell activation. The record is from RefSeq and is a predicted model, not a curated record. Lineage: Eukaryota; Metazoa; Chordata; Aves; Apodiformes; Apodidae. Gene Ontology annotation, cellular component: external side of plasma membrane; membrane raft. The transcript has 8 exons. Gene Ontology annotation, molecular function: protein tyrosine kinase binding; MHC class II protein binding.